Molecule: messenger RNA, 5479 nt
Organism: Caenorhabditis auriculariae
Lineage: Eukaryota; Metazoa; Nematoda; Chromadorea; Rhabditida; Rhabditidae
Source: the annotation of a GenBank genome assembly
AUGGAAAGUACCAAAGUCAACCGUUACCGUUCGGUUUUUUAUUUUCAUUAUCAUCUAUGAUGCGAAAUAUCUCUCAUUGACUUUUUUCCUCAAUGUGUAAAAGACGGUUCUUUUCUUUCUUGUCAGACUCACCUUUUGGUAUUUGUGAAUCAAUAUUUUAUGACUGAUUGCGAUUUGAAGGCAGAACGGUGUGAAAGGAGUGAAUCGAGGCUUGUUUUGUGGGAGAACGCUUUUUGCUCUGGGGGCACACCGCGUGCCUUGCGUGUCAUCAGCUGACCACUCACGAGAUCCUGUCCUUUUUCGAUUUCUGGUCGCCUCUCGUCGUCCCCGUUCGCCUUUCCUCUGCUUUUCGUCGGUUUUUGAUGCUGCUUCUUGACUUAUGUCUCUCUUUUCGAUCAAUUUUCCUCAGUAUUAACCUUUCAUUUCUCUCCAGUUUUGUUUAGGGUCUGAGCAAGUUUUUUUUUUGGAAAUUUUCCCGCUGUCUCUUUUUUUUUUUCUUACAAAGAGUUCAGGAAAUUGAGUUUGAUUCAUUUUUGACAGUUUGAUGAGUAAGAAAUGAGUCAUGUACUCCCAUGAGUAAGAACCUUUUUUUGCAUCUAUUCGCUAGAAAUUGAUGUUCUCCAGACUCCUCCAAAAUCAGAUUUUUGCUCCGUCAAAUGAUUCAAGUUCAAGUUUCAGAAAAAGUUUUGAAUGCAUUCACAUCUUUUAGUAUUCUUUUUGUGUAUUAAAAAAUAUGUUUUUCUAGGUUAGUCAAUGCGAUAGUGACCUUUUUCGUCUUUAAUUAUCCAGUUUAAAUGAAAAAAAACUUCAUCAUGGGAGCUUUUGCUUCGUAAACACGACGAAACGCUUUGAAAGGCGCGUGAUCGGAUCGAUGCCCAAAUAUGAGUCAGCGAGGAGGACGCCCUGAGGGUCCGCCUUCGCCCUGGGGAACUCGGGAAAAUUUCAAUUCUUAUCUUGCUCUCUUGCCAUUCAUCACGUGAACCUCUCUUUUACCAUGUUUGUUGGGCUUUUAGUUCCGAAUCAAAAUGUAAACCAACCAAAACGACUCAUUGCGCGAUAUUUCGUCACAAUAAAUGUUUUGGAUUUUGAAAUAGCGAACAUUUUUGUGAAGUUUGAUCAGAAUUCAGUUUUAAACAAUUUCGUAGGCUCUGAAUGGAAAAAAAAAUCACUUUCAUCAUUAGUCGAAAAAGACACGCUCAAUGAGAAUUUAAUGAUUCUUAUUCAGAACCGCUCUUAAGACGACAGACACUUGGACUAAGUAUAGUAGUUCUUGUGUUUUUCGUCUCUGGUUUUCCAAAUUUUCUUGGACUUUUUGUUUUCCUCGCAUUGAAUCUGGCCCCUCCCUCGUGUUCUCAUCACAUGAGCGUUAUAAUAUCGUGCCGCUUUCAUUUCCUGUUGCUCAUACUAGAAGCCGUCACUUUCCGAGGCUUCGAUAUAUUCCCACCUUCUGCGAAUCGGAACUCGAAACUUCCUGUUGCUCAUUGUUGAGGUGAUGUCACAAUACUCCCACUCCCUCGUCUCAACCACUUGUGUUUACUUUUUCCUUGCUCGCUCUUUCUUAUCAUCCCGCUUUUAAACCUUGAUCAUUCCUCACCAAACUCUUUCUAGAACGGUUUUUCCGAAUUUUCUCUUUUUUCUCCAAAAGUUUUCACACGUGCUGGUCAUUUUGAUAGAAGUUUCUCUUCGCUUUUCCCACGUUUUCUCUUUCACACGACGCGCUCUAUUCUUUCACAUUUUUGGCCAAUGUCCAAUCGAAAUUUGAUGAUUUUCAGGCCGAAACCUCACAAAAACGUUUAAUUUUUGUCUUGUCGCGGAAAGUCCGUGACCGAAAGCUGUGCAAAACGGCGCGAGAGAAGCAAUCGAGCGUUUGCGCUCACGACGCGAUUGACGCCGUCGGCGGAGUCGUCAGGAACGAAUCCAAGGGCGCCAGAAUCAUGCAGGCGCCGCAAAUCGUACCCAAACCCAACCGGUAUGUUCUCAAUUCCUGAGAUUGUUUGAGUUGGACGAGUCCGAAUGCUGAAGUCGUCUGUAAGAAAAUUGUAAAACAAGAGAUAUGCUUCAAUUUUUUCUUUCUUCAACUCAACCUACAAAAAAGUUCUCACAUCUAGAUUAAAGUAUUUUACAAAAAUUCAGAAGUUAAAAAAUUUCUGUUUUUUGUGAGCUUUUUCUAAUUUUUUAACUUCAUCUCGUGAGUGACAAAAAAUCCUACAUGCCGCCAAUAUGGGAUUUUCUGAAGAAGCUUUUUCCCCAAACGAUUAAAUCGAAGUAAACCAUAAGUUUAAUUUAAUAAGAAAUGAUUUUCUAUGAGUUCCUUGAUUCCCCUAGAAGUUUUCUGAGGAUGAGUUGAAAAAAAAUUGCCUAAUUUUUUUAUUCACACGAAAUUUUAAUGGGCUUUUUGAACUUUGCUAUUCAAAAAAAUAGUAUAUAAAUUGUUCAAAACAUUCGAAUGUAUUAAAACGUUGACUCGAUUUUUUCGCUUGGAAAAAAGGAAUAUGCUUUUUUAUGACUUGUCGAAUCGUUCCCAGCCAUAGUGAAAGUUGACGUACUUGAGAUAGUGUAGGAACACUUUUCUUUCUUUUUCCAUGAGGGUUAUUGUAUUUCUGGCGGCAGAAAACGGAAAGAAGCAGCGACUUCAUUGUAAAAAUGGGAUGGUUCUAUUGUACUGGUGGUAAUAACUGUACGAAAUUAGAGGGAAACGGGAGGCGGGUAAUGUUUAUUGGUAGGAAGAAAUUGCAACCACUCUCAUCGUGUUACCAGAUGUUGAAACCGAACACAACCGUCGGUUUGCAGAUUUUAUGGGCCUUCGACGAAACAAAGCGGGGCUCUGACGGGCUCACGAGGACCGAAAACUCUCGGCUGGUUCAUGAACGAGGACCUUUUCGACAAACGCCAAGGUAGGAUUUUGUCAGAUCAAGCUUAUUCUUUGAAAAUCUCUUCACUUCUUAUUCUUCUGACUUUGUGAUAGCUCCAUUCUCAAACCGAACCGAUGGAGUUUCCGGAACCUAGGAGAAUUACAUAAGCGCAAAAUUCGCACAAAUGGUUCUCGUUAGCCGAUGUGGCAGAGUUAUUUGAAUAGCUGCGGCGUGUAGAAAAGCCGUUGUCAUGUGACCGUUUUAUACACGGCACGUGGUGGCUGCUUCCAUCGAUUUCCAGACUCGCUCUUUGAUAUUCAGACGGAAAUGGCAAAAAAGAAAUUGCAGAGCACGAGGCGGAGGUGCCGCGGAUGGCGGUCGAGGAAAAAAAGAAGCGUCGAAUCAGGAAACCGAUCAGCACCGCCAUGAAGAAGGCCGAGUUCGUCGCCAACCAGGCCAUGAGCGAGAGCAGCGGUGAGUUCUGUUGGUCGAUGAGAAGCUUGCCAGGAUCGCGAUGAACUUGGCUGAUUUUUCCUUUGUUUGCGUCUCCAUUAUGACCUCUGGAACAUUCAGAAGAUUACUUCGAAGAGCAAGCGGAAGCGGCAGAAGCUGCGGCGAGCCUCCCGACGUCGCUCCGACCCGAAGACUACUGGUACUACGACCUCGCUUCCGACGGCUACUACUACGAACAAAGCGGCGCCAAGGGCUGGAGACGUCGAAUGCCCAACUCUGCCUUGCUCCAUAUGAAAGAACAGGUUAUCACCUCUUUCCUACGAUUCUGAAGUCUGUGGAAGUUUCAUAAUUCAACAGUCGGUCUCCCAGAACUAAUUUUUACAUAUGGUGAAGGGGUGUACGAAAAGGCUUAAAACUAUUUUCAAUAUGCAUUCUUUUUGCUAACACCUUGCGGCUAACGUAGUGUUUUUUCUUUCAAGUUUGUGACUCAGAGGUGUAACUCAUUGAACCAAACCAAUUCGAGCGGCCCCUCUUGUCCCAUUACAUCCACAAUUGUUUCUCUCAUGAUAGCCUUCGUAAACCAUUCCCAAACGUUUAGCAGCCGGGCGCAAUUGAUGCCGCUUCAUCGAAAACCCCCGCUCGUAAAACACAGCCGUUUUCAAUUACCAGUUGAUUUGUUUACAAUCGCGAGUUCGUCUUUUGAUCCGAAAGCCGUUUGUUUUUAAAGAGAUCCAGUUUUUCAUCUCAAAUAUCCGCAAAAAGCUUAUUUUUGUUGAUAUUGGGGAAACGGCUAUUUGCUUAAAGAUUUUUUUCGAUAUUCUCAAAAAGUGAAACUUUACAGGAAGCAGCCCGGGCCUCUGGUAACAACGAGAAGAUGAACCUGAUGACGUCGCAAGCCGCGGCCGCCCAAGCCCAUGCUCUUUUCCAGCACGCCAUGCUCGCCCAACAGCAAGCCCAACAUCAGCAACCGGCCAUGAAGUGAGUCUUUCGGACUUCAUUUUCCAGACAACCCGACUCUUUUCAUUCCAUCCGGUUGAUAUCUAGAAUAAUUAUUCAAAUUCAAAUUUAUUUAAUAAUAUUUUUUUCAGAAGAACCCAUUUAAUUUUUCAACUUUUUUCCAGGUAUUACGACCCGAACACAGAUGGCUUCUUCUACGAGAUGGCGUCGGUGGACGGCUGGAAGAGACGCCAGCCGAACAAGCCUCUGGCCGCCUCGAUGCCUCACGGCGUGACGCGUCCGUACCGGCAGACGGAGACCCUCCCGACGCCCGCCACUGUCCCCAACAACUCCUACGGAGCGACUUUGGCUCGCGGCCAACUCCCUCGCAACUGCGUCAUCGACGAGAGCAGCGCCUGCUCUUCCACCAGCGGCGAUUAUCCCUUGCAGGUUUUCAUUCUCGGAAAUCUGACUCGUCACUCUCUCGGAGUUUAAUCUCAAAUCAGGAUUGUUUGCAUGGCGUCUUCCCUUACCGUUUCAUGUGAUUUUGAGUGACUGACGGCUGUUAUCUGCCUUUUCUAUCUAACCAUCUCUCCAUGAUUUUCGAUAGAUAGUUCCAAGUGUGACUUAGGAAAUUUUUCUUCGAACUGACAGUCAUAGACUAUUUCAGGACUUGUUCGGGUCCUACGACCAGAACUUUCCUUCGAUGUCGCGACCCAACUCUCUGAACCUACAAGGCAAACAAAUGGUCCCCAACUUCAACGCCGACAAGUUCAUUCGAGAUCUCUCCUUCUCCGGCCUCGACCACUCCAAGGUCCUUUCACAAACUCUUUUUUUUUUCAUUGAAGUGGUUUUUUUUGGUUUUGUGUGGGUCGUGAGCUUGGCGUCAUAAAUAAACACAUUAGGAACCGAAAAUUAAAAGAUAAUAGACAAAGAAUUCUAAUAAAAGAUGAUUAUGUCAAAGAAAGAUUUAAAGUAUGGGCGGAAAAUAGACGUCACUUUUACAAAAUUUAAGAAUUUCAACUUAUCCGACUAGAGAAAUCAGACUUAUUGGGAAAGACAUAAAAAGUAGACAAUGUUUUCAGAUGCUGGGAGCUAUGCGAUCGCCGGCGGAGACGUGGUCGCAGUUCCGCGGCUCCUUGGACGGAAAGCCUCAAGGAACUCCUGCCGAGGACGACAAAAUGCGAGAUCUUCUGAACGACAUCGAGAAGAUCUGGAGCAACCAUCCUGCCUUCUGA